CCAAGUCAUCAUCUCUCAUCUCCUUCCCUCGCCGUUCCUCCCCUGCCUCGUCGUCCUUCCUCUUCCACUUCCGGCGGCCGCGCCGGGUCGGCACCACUCUUCCCUGUCUCGUCGAUUAGUUUGAAGUGGAAGACGCGAGGUUUUGAAGAUGCCGAAGGCCACGAGUGAUGCAAGGCUUCUGAUCCAGUCCCUCAGCAGGGCUUAUGCUGCCACACCAACAAAUCUUAAGAUUAUUGACCUGUAUGUGGUUUUCGCUGUUGCGACUGCCCUAAUUCAGGUUGCUUACAUGGGAAUAGUGGGGUCAUUUCCCUUCAACUCUUUCCUCUCAGGUGUCCUUUCAUGCAUAGGAACUGCAGUACUUGCUGUUUGCCUCCGUAUUCAAGUCAACAAAGACAACAAGGAAUUUAAGGAUCUUCCCCCAGAAAGGGCUUUUGCUGAUUUUGUUAUGUGCAAUCUGGUGCUCCACCUGGUGAUCAUGAACUUCCUUGGAUAAGCAAUUGCUCUACAGGUGGUUAAUAUUUUGUAGCCCCAGAUUGUGGUCAGUCAUCCCGUCAUAAUUUAUGGAACUGUCGUAAUGUCAUAUACUCAGUAUGAUCUCUCACAAAUUACCUAUGUAAGCCUAGAAUUUUUUCCAGGAACACAUUAGUCCAAUGGUGGAUCCAGUGUUGACAAUGUAAUACUAUGAGCACUUGCUUAAUUCGAGGAAGUGAAAAAGUCUAAAUUACUUUAA
Phragmites australis (common reed) is the source of this 730-nucleotide messenger RNA. RefSeq names its product dolichyl-diphosphooligosaccharide--protein glycosyltransferase subunit DAD1-like. Gene Ontology annotation, cellular component: oligosaccharyltransferase complex; membrane. Gene Ontology annotation, biological process: protein N-linked glycosylation. The transcript is spliced from 6 exons. The record is from RefSeq and is a predicted model, not a curated record. The coding region runs from base 149 to 493 and encodes 114 amino acids. Lineage: Eukaryota; Viridiplantae; Streptophyta; Magnoliopsida; Poales; Poaceae.